Messenger RNA from Soboliphyme baturini, 348 nucleotides. The record is from the annotation of a GenBank genome assembly. NCBI's taxonomy places the organism in Eukaryota, Metazoa, Nematoda, Enoplea, Dioctophymatida, Soboliphymatidae.
AUGAAAUGGUUAUUGACACCCGUUGUCUUGUCUGGCAGCUGCAGUCACGAACAGGACGACGGGCAUCAGGACAUAAUCGAAACGGACGGAAAUCGAAAUGAAAACAGUGCUUUCGCCAACUCCUCAGGUCUGGUCACGGACAGCGGUACGAAUCGACAGAACGUCGAUUGCUCGGUCUCCCCUCGCUUCGAUCCUCGACGAGAUAGCGGCGUCGAUUCGUAUGUUGUCAGCGCAAAAUCGAUCCUAGGCAAAUUGAUGCAGCUGAGCAAAUCGAGCUCAACGCCUUGCCAUAUCCUGCUAGUUCGACUGCUGCUGUUCAGCGCCUCGGAUUGCAUGAUGAGGAGGUAG